Saccostrea cuccullata (small rock oyster) is the source of this 1014-nucleotide messenger RNA. RefSeq lists its product as uncharacterized. The coding region runs from base 112 to 1014 and encodes 300 amino acids. The transcript has 8 exons. NCBI's taxonomy places the organism in Eukaryota, Metazoa, Mollusca, Bivalvia, Ostreida, Ostreidae. The record is from RefSeq and is a predicted model, not a curated record.
UUGCAUUGACAGUUCUGCACUGACAGUUGAAUUGCAUGUUUGCAUGUGCUGCUUUUUUUCUCUGUGAUUUUAUCAUAUUAUUUUGGCUCACUUGGAAUUUGAGAAAUCAAAAUGGCAAGUUUAGUGAAAUUAAAGUUCUCAGAGUUUGAUUUUAAAAAAGAAGAAGAUGAAGAUGAUGCAUUUGAGAAUUUCUUGCAGGACCUUGAAGAAAAUGGUUUUAAACAAAUUAUUGGAGCAUCAGACAUGCCAGAGGAUGAAGAUGAGAAAGUUUACCCCAGACAUGUCCAAGAUCUCAUAGAAAAGGAUGCCAAAAUAAGUGAAAAACUUCAGAAAGAAGUCAUCAACCUAUUUAUUUUCUACCUUACAAAGCUACCAAGUGUACCCGAGAAACACUUUGAUGACUUGGAGUCGGCUUAUAAAAGGGCAUUAGAGAUCAUUACAGAUUGCUGUAUAUUUAAGAAUCUGAAGGAUUUAGAAUUUCUGAGAUCUGUGUUUAAAACUCUCCAGGAGUUUAUAAGUGAAGCAGACUUUCCACAAAAGAAGGACAUAGUGGAUGUGACAGAGAAAGCAGUAAAGGAACUCCUGACUGUUCUGAAAAGAAAUAAACCGCUGGAUGUGUAUGAUAUGACCCUACAGCUCUGGAAGACAGUGACCAUUAGUCCUAAAGCUGACAAGUUCCCUGACCUUGUCAGGACCUUUGAUGACCUCACAAGUCAUGUUAAAGAGCAACACAUCAAGAAAGAACCCAAGCUGUUUGAGACCUGGGCACCUGUGGCCCAAGAAGUAUUGGAGAAAGGGUCUCCAUCAGUGAAGACAGGGAAAAUAGGGAUAAUCAUUAGAUCUAUGAUAUAUGAUUUCAGGGACUACACUAAACCUCAGAAAAAAUAUGAGAAGCUGUGGAUCCCAAUUUUAGUUAACUGUGUGAAGUGGCAGAUCCCAGUAACCAUGGAAGCAGCUUGUAGAGUGAUUAGAGAUGACCAGUGGGUUCGCUGUCUGAAUGGAUCUGGAAGGUAG